Triplophysa dalaica is the source of this 8885-nucleotide messenger RNA. RefSeq lists its product as uncharacterized. The transcript is spliced from 3 exons. Bases 1 to 4515 code for a protein of 1504 amino acids. Gene Ontology annotation, molecular function: DNA binding. Lineage: Eukaryota; Metazoa; Chordata; Actinopteri; Cypriniformes; Nemacheilidae. Gene Ontology annotation, biological process: DNA integration; DNA recombination. The record is from RefSeq and is a predicted model, not a curated record.
AUGGCUUCAUACUGUCGUCUUUGCGCGGGUCCCAUUGACCCGCAGGAUACGCACGAGCACUGCAUUGCCUGCCUGGGCCUGGCUCAUGCGGAGGCUGCAUUCUGCGAGUCCGAUUGCGCGCACUGUGCGGACCUGCCGGCGCGUGUCUUGAGAACUCGCAGGAACAUCGCUCGUGGAAAUAUAGGGUCAAGGCUCACUGCCACCAACGAGUCGCUGGUGAGUCUACCCGCUCCAAGGGGGAGCGGCGACGACACGGCUCCGGGCCGCUGUCCUCUGCCGUCACCCCAUUCCCCAGUCCUCUACGCCGACGAGAGUCUUCGUCCCCCGCCUUCCGUCUUGGGCGCCGUUUCCUUCGGCGCUGAGGAGGACGACGACUCCAUGUUCAUCUCGGCUUCAGACAAGGACUGGGCAGGGUCGGAGCGGGAUCGCCCCGACCUAGAGAGCACCCCGGACCUCCACGAGGAGUUCAUGAGGGUCCUCGAGAAGGCCGUCAGCGAGCUCGACAUCACCUGGAGUUCACCUGAGGAGCCGGCAAAAAGUAAGCUCGACUCGUGGUACCUUCAGGCGGGCCGCCGUCAGGCCACAUCAAAGAGGAGUGCGCCAUUCUUUCCAGAUGUCCACGAGCACGUGGUGAAAUCGUGGUCUGCUCCUCAGUCGGCGCGCGUUCACGCCGCUACGCAAUCCAUGUUCGCCCACGUGGUCGGAGCGGAGGCCCACGGUUACGUGCGCAUGCCACCCGUCGAGGAGACCCUCGCCGCUCAUUUGUGCCCUUCUACCACCUCGCUGGGCUCGGACCCAGGCCUGCCGUCGAAGCCGUGCAGGUUUACCGCUCAUCUCGCCGGUAAGGCUUACGCAUCCGCCGGAGAAGCCGCUUCCGCUUUGCACGCAAUGGCGGUGCUGCAGGUGUUCCAGGCUAAGAUCCUUCAGUCGCUGGAUAGCGGCAGCCUGGAGGCGGACGCCACGAGGGAUCUGAGGGCAGCGACCGACUUCGCUCUGAUGGCAACGAAGCGGACCGCACAAGCUAUCGGCCGAUCCAUGGGGUUCAUGGUCGUCCUACACCGUCAUCUCUGGCUUACGUUGGCGGACCUGAAAGACGCUGACCGUAAGUCUCUCCUCAACGCCCCGAUCACUCCCUCCGGCCUCUUUGGUGACGUCGUGGAGUCGGUGGUGGAGCGCUUCGGGGAGACGCAAAAGCGCGCCAAGGCCAUGAGUCACGUGCUCCCGCGACGCUCUUAUCAACCGUCUCCUAGAGCCCGUUCUUCAUCCGCGUCGCACUCCGCGCAGAGGCCUACCAAACAGCACGCUGCUUCCGCCCAGGCUUCUCGAGGUCGUGAGCCGGAUGCACGGCCUAAACAAUGGUCGGGCCCGCCUAAGAAGAGAGCUCUUUCCCCCUCACACGACCAAUGCUGCGUUCCUUGCCCUGCCACGGUGCAGCGCGAAGCCGCAGUUAAUCCCGACUAUAACCAGCCUUCCCUCGUCCACGGUCUUUCCCGUGGGCGAGAGACGGCUGGAGUCUCACGCACGGGCUAUUUCCCCGCCAGUGCAAUUAGCCUCGCUGCACCAGCGUGCUUCCCUAAACGGUCCGCUGACGGUAACGCCCGAAGAGAUUCGGCCAUUAUGUCUGUUUCUGGACGCGUGGAAGGCCAUUCCGGACAUUUCUCAUUGGCUACUAAAUGUGAUAGAACACGGGUACACCCUGCAGUUCAGACGAAGACCUCCCCGCUUCAGCGGUGUGGUUCCGUCGCUUACGUCAGCGCAAAAUGCGCCUGUGUUGAGGCAGGAAAUCGGCAGCCUGCUCGCGAAAGGAGCGAUCGAGCGUGUCCCUCCGAACGAGCGAGAAAGCGGGUUUUACAGCCGGUACUUUGUAGUGCCCAAGAGAGAUGGUGGUCUGCGUCCGAUUCUGGACUUGAGACCCGUCAACCGAGCCCUUCACAAGCGAGCGUUCAGAAUGGCAACUCUAAAACAGAUCCUGGCACAAGUGCGUCCCGGGGACUGGUUUGCAUCCGUGGAUCUGAAGGAUGCGUACUUUCAUGUUCAGAUAGCCAAGCGCCACCGAAAGUUUCUGCGAUUCGCUUUCGCGGGUUCAGCGUACCAAUUUGCCGUACUCCCGUUCGGACUGGCAUUAGCACCGCGCACAUUCUCGAAGUGCGUGGACGCGGCGCUUUCCCCUCUCAGAGCGAGCGGUAUGCGCAUUCUGAAUUAUCUGGACGACUGGUUAAUUUUAGCCCACUCACGGGAGGCGCUAUCCGGUCAUACGCAAAUGCUGCUUCGUCACUUGACAUCCCUGGGGCUACGCGUGAACAUGCAGAAAAGCAAGCUCACUCCGAGUCAGUCAAUAACGUAUCUGGGGGUAUGUUUCGACUCAGUGGAGAUGCGCGGCCGCCUCUCUCAAGAGCGGACGGAGUCCAUCUCUUCAGCUCUACAUCUGCUCAGGCCGGGUCGGUCUGUUCCACUGAGGGAGUUUCAGAGGCUUUUGGGUCUCAUGGCGUCAGCCUCGGCGGUCUGCCACCUGGGUCUUCUGCACAUGCGACCGCUACAGUUUUGGCUGAAGGCUCGUGUUCCAUGGAAAGCAUGGUCCUCGGGUCGAGUGCGAGUCCCGGUUACACUCAGUUGCCUCAGUGCCCUGAGCCCAUGGCGCGACCCAAGCAUGUUCAGUCGGGGAGUUCCCCUGGGGCUGGUUACGAGACGCAUAGUCGUUACGACGGAUGCGUCGUCCUCGGGAUGGGGUGCAGUGUGCGAGGGCAUGCCGGCAUCCGGCCUUUGGACACAGUCACAGAGAAAAUGGCAUAUAAAUUGCUUGGAGCUGAUGGCGGUGUCUCUAGCUCUCCAUACUUUCCAGUCGAGACUGGAGAAGAAACAUGUCCUGAUUCGCACCGACAACAUGUCCGUGGUUUCGUACAUAAAUCGCCAGGGAGGAGUCCGCUCAGGAACUCUUUUCAAACAGGCUGCGAGUCUCCUACUGUGGGCAGAUCGGCAUCUACUCUCUGUCAGGGCAGCGCAUAUCCCCGGUCGUCUGAACUGCGGAGCGGACAUGCUUUCGAGGGAGGGUCUUCCGCACGGAGAAUGGAGGCUUCAUCCAGACUCAGUGCGGUCAAUUUGGGAGCGCUUUGGGACGGCGGAAGUGGAUUUAUUCGCGACGAGCGAGAACGCGCACUGCCCGCUGUAUUUCUCGCUGACCCAUUCCCCCAUGGGGAGCGACGCUCUGACGGUGCGAUGGCCGAACGUUCGGCUUUACGCGUUUCCUCCGGUGAAGAUUUUGCCCCUGGUGCUGUGCAAAAUCAGAGAGGAGACGGCGACGGUGAUCCUCGUCGCUCCGUUUUGGCCGAAUCAACCGUGGUUUCCGGACCUAAGCGAAUUGUUAACGGCACCGCCGUGGCGGAUUCCCCUCAGGAGAGACCUGUUGUCCCAAGCGAACGGCACGAUAUUUCACCCCAGCCCGCAGCUGUGGAGUCUUCAUGCCUGGCCUCUUCGGGGGUUUUAAAUGCACUUCCUCAGCGUGUACUUGACACUAUUUCGGAGUGUCGAGCGCCUUCCACCAGGCGUUUAUACGCUCUCAAAUGGGGGGUGUUUGUUAAAUGGUGCAGUAGUAACAAUAUCGACCCGAUGUCCUGCCCCGUGUCUGAUAUUUUAUGCUUCCUGCAGCACAGGCUGGACAGCGGCGGACUCCCGUCAACACUGAAGGUUUAUGUGGCUGCUAUCGCCUCGUUUCGUUCCCCGGUUGAUGGGCAAUCCAUUGGAAGGCACAUGCUGGUAGUCAGAUUCCUCAGAGGAGCGAGGAGACUUUUUCCACCGCGAUCCCCUUCGGUGCCGCCUUGGGACUUAGCGCUGGUGUUGAAGGCUCUCUCCUUUCCCCCAUUCGAGCCUCUGGACGCGGCUUCCCUAAGAGAGCUCACUCUAAAAACCGUUCUCCUUCUUGCCCUUGCUUCGGCUAAGCGCAUAGGGGAUUUACAAGCGCUCUCAGUCGGCGCUGAUUUCAUUCGUUUUGGAACCGGCGACCGCAAUGUCACUCUCCGGCCGAAAUCGGGUUAUGUGCCAAAGUCUAUGUCUACCCCAUUUAGAGCACAGGUCAUUUCUUUGCCCGCUUUGUUUUCCGAGUCGUCAGACUCGCAGAAUGCAAACGCUCCGAGAGCGGUCUGCCCGGUAAGGGUUUUGCGGGCUUACAUUGAUCGCACGGCCGGUUUUCGGCAGUCUGAACAGCUCUUCGUCUGCUAUGGUGGGGGAACUAAAGGUCGGGCUGUAUCAAAGCAGAGGCUCUCUCACUGGGUGGUGGACGCUAUUACCUUAGCGUAUGAGAGUCAGGGACAGAACUGCCCAUUCGGUAUCAGAGCUCAUUCGACUAGGGCUAUCGCCUCUUCGUGGGCUUGGUCUAGGGGCACAUCUAUUCAGGACAUAUGCUGUGCGGCUGGCUGGUCUUCGCAGAACACUUUCGCCAGGUUCUACAGAUUGGACGUGUCCUCUUUGUCGUCUCAAGUUCUCUCGGUGAGUGCUGAUGACUCUUUAUCUUCUACUUUAUAAUCGCUUAUGCUACACAGUGGUUGCCGCGUUGCUGUUUAUGCUGUGCUUGGUGUACUUUUAUAUCUCUGUUAUAUCCGCCCGGGAUACCGUGCUGGCUCUUACUGUUGUGGUGUCUGCCCUGUUUCAGCGCAGCCCGCUGCAUUGGUUGGGUUUGGAUAUGCAAAUUUGGCAGGAGCCCGAUAUAGCAGUUCAUUGGCCGGUUCAGUGAUUUAGCAGUUUAUUGGCCGAUUUAAGCCAAUCAGCUGUUGACGCUUAGCGACCUCGUGAAUGGUUAAAAUAGUAUGCUUCCCAUGCUUGUGUGUUUUAACCCAGUUUUUCUGGCUGAUUUUGCAAGCUCUCACGGCGGGAUUGUACUACCGUUCCAUAUGCGGUCUCCGCAAUGUCGAAGUGACCGCUCUCGAAAGGGAACGUCUCCGGUUACUUUCGUAACCUCGGUUCCCUGAGAAGCGGGAACGAGACAUUGCGGAGAACGCCGUGUUCGCCGCUUAUCACCGUGCAGGCGUUCUCUCGUAGAUUCUGAGGAUUGUCGUCACAUGCACUGUAUUUAUACUGUCUGGAUUCGUCAGUAUUUGCAUACGGUUGCAUUCUUGCGACAAUUGGCCAGUUUUUUUACUGGCGUUAUCCUAUAAGAUUUCAGGAAAAGUGAAAAAGAGGAGGAGUUUCAUAUGCGGUCUCCGCAAUGUCUCGUUCCCGCUUCUCAGGGAACCGAGGUUACGAAAGUAACCGGAGACGUUUUCAGCCGCAUUAAAUAUUUGAUAGAAUCUCUUUAAAUCUGUUAUUUCUAUUAAUAAUUAUAAUAAUCUGUAUCAUGUUAACAUGUUGAAAGAGGAGCUAGUUGGGGUUGGGCAUCGUUUGAAUUUGAGCGAUUUCAAUUCUUUGAUGGUGAAACUGUAGAUACUUCAAUGAAACUAUGGUCAAUUUGUGGAAAUUAUAUAUUUAAACUUUGCUUGCUAUAGUAUUAUGGCAGGACAGACAUGAAACGAACACGGUUUGCAAGUAAAAGACCGGAGGGUGGUUUAUUUCUCAACAAAGAAACAAUAUUGUGGGUGAAUACGGGGGGAAAUCCAACUCGUGCAAUCUACUUCCGGAUGUCUGGUGCGAUCCGUGGUGAGUGGUGGUGGUGUCUCAUUUUUAAAGGUAUUAAAUCGUGUAUCAUCUUUUCAUAUUAGUCCAAAGAGGUCAAUUACUAAAGUCUGCCUGAAUUGAAUCAUUGCGUAAGCGAAAAAAGUGGGAGGUUCAUUUAUACCCGGUUGUUAAACAACAUCAUUGCCUAAUGGGGAAUUGAAAGUUUUCGUGUAAAUGGUAAGAGGGCUGAGGGCCAUCUCUGGGAAUAACCGUGAGAAGGGCUGUAACAAUACUUUGUAGUACGAUGAAGCUUUAAAGAGACAUGAGGCAAUGGCGUUUGAGUGUGAGCUCUGUCGGAGCGUUUCAUUGGUUGAAUAUACAGAAUGAAUACGCCCUUCUCUGACCGAACUAGUCAAUAGGUUGGUUUCACGUGACGUCACGCUGCUGCAUCGCGAGAGCGCGAAAUUCAGAUGGAGGGCAGGAAGUGAAAUAGCUGAGGAUCUACCAGUGCCGUCUGAAAAAAUGCCAAUGUUUAGUGUAGUUUACGGCUGCUCCAAUCAAACCGAGAAAAGAGAAAAGGAUUUUACAGAGUACCAAAGAUUGUCACUCAUAAAGGUGAGAAAUGUAAAAAGCUCACAGAACAACGCCGUAAAAAGUGGAUUUUUAACGAACGUCUGCGGUUGGGAGGAGCAGAGUCUGUUAAUGCCCGUGUCUGCAGUGGCGGAGCCAGAGGGCUAGUUGGGGCCCCAGACGAAGUCCUUGUCACCCCUGUUGCCACCCCGCUGAAAACAUAAGACUGUUAGAUUUUUACGAACAUUUCCCAAAUCUCCCAGCGGACAUGAAUGCAUCCUUACGCUGCACGCACAAGUGUGCAGCCGCAGCGUGCUUGUUGCUGCUACACUUUUCAUUGGUUAAGCUGACACGCAGAACCUUCGUGACGUGCUCCAAACGGCUCCAAAAUAACGCCGACAGCUCACAGGAUCGAUGAAGAGCAUGUUGCUGGUAUGUACGGCUUUUAUUGGAAUUAAAUCAAACGAAGUAGUGUUUUAUCGGGAAGUAAGGGAGACGUUGCACUUUAGUGCUUAGCAUUAAUACUUCAUGAGCAUUACUAGUCGUGAAACUGACUGACUAAUACUGUCACGCCUGCGUGAAUAUGCUUUAAACAUGUCGUUGGCAAAUGUUCAGCAACAAUCACAGACAUUAGGUAGACUUAUUCAUAUUGGCACGUGUAAUGCAGCACUAAUCUUAGUAUAACAGACCGUUGUCAUGAAAAACAGAGCGUUGCCAUGGACGCAGGAUUCUAACCGUAGAGACCGAACGGACUAUUUUCUUUAGCGGAAGCAAUAUAAAUAGUUUUUAAAUCAGUAAACUCCCUUUUAAAUCAAUAUGUUGUGUCAAAUGAUUUAUUUAUUUGGUAGGUAGCCAUGUAAUCAGCGGGAUAAUGUAUAGCGAGGCGGUUGGCUUUAUGAUGUUUAAUGUUCUUUGUUUGUUUUCUAUAUAUUUCCCGUUUGAAUAACUGAUGUUUAUGUUCCUUAGAUUUAGAGAAUUAAAACAGCAAUAAAACAGCAAUUCAAUAAUUCAUAAACGCUUCUCAGCUUGUUUUGUAGCUUGUAAUCAUGAACAAUAUAAUACUAUCUGAAAGUAAUAAUCUAGAUCAAGAAACAUCAAGGGGCAAUAAUCCGCAGCAAUGAUUUUGUUAUAAUCUUGCAGUCCCAUAGAAUGAGUAUAUGUUUUAUCAAACAUGUAAGAUGCUCUGAUCCACAUCACUUAAAAGACACCUCUGGUGCUGCUUUGCUCCUGUUUAAAUUAAGCAAGUUAUCAUGGUUAAACUAUUUUUUCAACAUUUUCAUUAUUUAUAUUUUAUAAUGUAUUUAAUCCAAAUACAUUCAGAAUUAAAUUAAUGCCAUUAAGUUGUGCAGCUGUUUUGUAUACUGUACAUAUGCCACAGGUCAGGGUUACACACAGAUUUUCUGCCGUUGUCUGUGGACCCACUGAAAUUGCCUUGGCUACCCCCUUGCCACCCCAUAAAUUAAACUCUAGCUCCGCCACUGCGUGUCUGCAGCGACCACUUCGUCAUGUUAGCUAGCCAACUUGUUUUUUGUGUCUGUGUUUAUAUAGCAUUAGGAUGUCGUGUAAUGCUCAUUUACUUAGUAAUGAUUAUGAAGUUACCGACACGGACAGAUGAGAGCUCGGAUCUGACACAGACAGCCGAAAGCUCCGAACCGAAGCAGCCAGCUGACGACAACAACCCAUAAUCAGUGGGAAUGGGACAUUAAAUGAUCAAGGCUAUGUAGAUGCUGGAUGCUCGACUGAACUAACAAUGGAUGAUAUUUAGAAGAUGGAGGAUGUUCAGAGACAAAACACAACAGAGCUGGGAGAUCUUCGAGCCAAAGGAAUGGACAACACAGUUCAACAAGGAGUCCUUUAAAAAAAACGAAGACAAGGGGCUCCCCAACUUAGUUUUUAUUCAAAUAUUUUAAUUACAAGCAUCACCAUACUGUAAAAUUUCUGAUGUUGCACCACAAGGCUAUGUCACUUGCAUAUCUUGUGCCUGGGGAGGGAGAGUCAGCGAUAAACAGAUCACAAUAGAGAGUGGCCUCCUAAAAAACCUGUUUCCUGGAGAUAUUGUCCUAGCAGACCGUGGCUUCAAUAUUGGUUACAGUGUGGGAUUUUACUGUGCUUCACUACAGAUACCUGCAUUUACCAAGGGGAGAAAACAGCUGUCAGCGUAUGAGGUGGCAGACACAAGAAAAAUAUCGAAUUUGCGUAUUCCUGUUGAGAGAGUUAUCGGUUUAGUCAGAAGAAAUUAUCAGAUUCUGCAAAGCCGGGCUAUGCCCAUAGAGCACAUGGCAACAAAACAAGGUGAGGCACUAGCAUUGAUUGACAAGAUUGGGGUAUUUGCUGUGUCUUGUCUAAUCUUUCGGAGUCUGUUGUCCCAUUGGAGUUAGGAGGGAUAGGGAUAAUAAUCAGUCAGUCCAGUACCUGAGCCCUCACACAUGUAGUGUCCAAUACCUGAGCCCUGCUUCUUGGCUCUGAUGAUAAGUAAGAGGACAGGGAGUAGUAGUACCUGAGCCCCGACAUGUAUCAGUCUGUUAAUAUGUUUUCAACAAGUGUAAUCGUUUUAUCCACUAAUGACUAGUGGAUAAAAGUAUUACACUAGUGUAAUACUAGUGACUAGUCCACUUGUACUGGCUAUAUGUAUUAUAUGUAAUGAAAUGGAUUCUUAUCUGUUAUUGCACACCAUUUUCGUAUUAUAACAAUUGUUGAACAAUCUAAUAUUGUAAAUAAACCCCCAUUUAUAAUUC